This is a messenger RNA of Menidia menidia (Atlantic silverside), 711 nucleotides long. Lineage: Eukaryota; Metazoa; Chordata; Actinopteri; Atheriniformes; Atherinopsidae. The record is from the annotation of a GenBank genome assembly.
AUGGCAAAACCUUUAGAUCACAUAAAGAGACCCAUGAACGCCUUCAUGGUUUGGUCCAGAGGCCAGAGGAGAAAAAUGGCCCGGGAAAAUCCAAAGAUGCACAACUCUGAAAUCAGUAAGCGACUCGGCGCGGCGUGGAAGAUGCUCUCCGACUCGGAGAAACGUCCCUACAUCGACGAGGCCAAGAGACUGCGGGCUCAGCACAUGAAGGAGCACCCGGACUACAAGUACAGACCCCGGCGCAAACCCAAAAGCCCCUUUAAGAGGGAUCGCUUCCUUUUCCCACUGCCGUCUCUGUUCGGUGACGCAUCAGAGCACUUGAAGGGCUUUUCGAUAGAUUCUUUUCUCGUCCCCGGGGAUAAAGCCAGGGCUCUCCUUGCCCCCACCUGGUCAUUCUCUCUCUUGGACCCGGUCACCCAGUUCAGCGCGGGAGCUGUCCAGCGGAUGGCGGCGGAGAUGCCGCAGACUGUGGCCGCGGGCGCACUGCCAUACCACGGCGCGCACGGCUUCGGGUACCAGGGCGCAGGGUUCGGGGCCGUGGCGUGCCCCGGGCAGCACAUCUCCCCGUCACCUGCCGGCCCGGGAUACGUGACUUCGUGCAGCUGCAGCGCCUGGUCGGCGGCCAGUUUGCAGCCCCAGGUGGCUUACAUUCUGCUUCCCGGAGGGAUGAGCAAGAGCGGCUCCUACACCCCGCCAGGUGCGUCUCUGUGA